Eimeria necatrix is the source of this 504-nucleotide messenger RNA. RefSeq lists its product as hypothetical. Bases 1 to 504 code for a protein of 167 amino acids. The record is from RefSeq and is a predicted model, not a curated record. NCBI's taxonomy places the organism in Eukaryota, Apicomplexa, Conoidasida, Eucoccidiorida, Eimeriidae. The transcript is spliced from 2 exons.
AUGACUUGCGCAGCAGCAGCUGCUGCUGCUGCAGUUGACGCAGCAGCAGUGGCUGUGCCGGCGGCAGCAGCAGCAGCGGCAGCAGCGGCAGCAGCGGCAGCAGCAGCUGCUGCUGCGGUCCCCGACCACCAGCAGCAGCAGCAACGGCAGCAGCAGCUGCAGCAGCAGCACGUCCCUAAGUUUGCCCGGGUCUCUAAUCUGCUGCAAGCUCUACCACCUCCACAUUCUCAGCAACUGCUGCAGCAGCAGCAGCAGCAGCAGCAACGGGAGCAGCAGCUAACCCGUUCUCGCGCCUCACUCAGGGUCUCUUUGCAGCAGCAGCAGCACCUCCGCAGCAGCAGCAGCAGCGCCGACAGCAGCAGCAGCAGCAGCAGCGACAGCCGCCACAGCGCCAGCAGCCGCUCAGCCGGAGCAGCCGCUGCAGCAGCAGCAGCACAGCCCCCGCUGCAGCAGCAGCAGCAGCAGCAGCAGCAGCCGCUGCAGCAGCAGCAGCAGCAGCCGUAG